Molecule: messenger RNA, 1215 nt
Organism: Capsella rubella
Lineage: Eukaryota; Viridiplantae; Streptophyta; Magnoliopsida; Brassicales; Brassicaceae
Product: ribonuclease H2 subunit B
Exons: 11
Coding region: 320-1153 (277 amino acids)
Biological process (GO): ribonucleotide metabolic process; RNA catabolic process
Cellular component (GO): nucleoplasm; ribonuclease H2 complex
Source: RefSeq, a predicted model, not a curated record
UCAGUUCUUGUUAAGUUAGGGGUCUAUUUAGAAAUAUUUUCUUUUAAUUUGUUAUGGGCCUAAGCCCACAAACAGAUGCGCGCGCUUCUUAUGUUGAUGGCGCCAAUCUGGGGAAUUUGAUCGUCACUUAAUGUUCUCUGUCUGUUCUGAAUCUACAGUUAGGCUCUGAGUUUCGAUAUUGUACACCAACUGUUCGUUGAAAUGUCUUAGUGAAGUUUCGUCUUGAUUCGUUUACCUCACUAGUUACGAGCCUUCUUGUCUUCACCAAGAAUCGUGGAAAUUUUGGUUUGGUAAAGCUUGAAAGAUAACGAUUUUGAAGAUGAGUUCUACUGUUUGGUGGGAAGGGGCCGAGAAGACACGAGUUCUUAUCGCUCCAGAUUCAGGUUGUGGCGGAAACAAACCCGGGGAACUAUUAAAACUUCGCCAUCCAAAAUCGGAACUCGGAACAUGCUACCUUUUUAGUAAUGGGAUGCUUCAAGAACUUCAAUGGUUUAAGCAAUCGUAUGGUUCUUGGCUCCUGGGAGAUUACAUUUCUGAAGAUGGAAGCUUAUAUAUGGCCACUCCAGUUGAUCCUGUUUUCAUUUUGUUGCCUAUUUUUGAUGAAGCAAGAAUGAAGAAAGGUGAAGAUCUUGGAAAGUUCAGACAACUGGAUGAGAUUUUAUUUGUGGAAGGAUAUACUGGAUAUCAACAAUUGUUGUCACUUGCAGAAAAGUGUAUGGAAAUUGUUUGUCAAACUCAAGAGGUUGGAUCUAUGAAAUUCUAUCGGCUUGAUAACUCGAAAGUUUUAGCUUGGUUAAGUUGUAAGGUGUACUGUUUAAAGAAGACACUACCAGAAUUAGACAAGAACUAUGCAGCUCAAGAUGAGAAACAAACAUUGGUAGAUGCUGUUUCAAUUGUGGGAGAGUACCUGAAGACAGAGCAUUGGUUGAAGCUUCUCUAUGAUCAUCUUGGCCUGGAAUUUGUUGACCCGACAAUGAAAGACACAAAUAUGGAGAAUCUUGCAACUGCAAGUGAGAAUAACAUGGCAUCCUCGAAUUCAUUACAGGAGAAAGCAAAAAAGAAGCCUGGGAAACAGACAAAGCAAGCGAAGGUAGAGACUGGAUCAAAGAAUAUAAGGGAUAUGUUUUCAAGGGCCUGUAAGAAAAAAUGCUGAAUGGUGUAAAUCGGUUACAAUAGCAAGUUAGCAACAACUAUUUAUGAUUGUUUUACUGCCAA